CGCGCGAUCUGCGAUCUGUCACUGCUCCCCCAGAAAGUUCUCCCCUCGAUGCUGGUGUGGUAACCUUCACACUGGGAACUCAGUGACCGCUGGGACUGUCCUCUCACUCCAGGCUCGCCAUGUCGAACCGCUAUUCGGUCUUUUCCAACCAGUCCGCCGGGCUUUCGGCUGGACCUCGGCCGGCCUCUCAACAUGCAACCCAGGUCUCGACCACCACUCUGCUGAAUGCCCUCCACUCUUUUUACAGCGCCGGUCAAUCAUACCAGCUGGAUGCGGGCACCAGCUUGGUGGUGAACACCUGGGUGACGGCCGCCACAACCCUCCCCGAUGGCCGCAGUGGUGCGACUGUCGAUCGCGACAUGGCCGUCCGGGCCUGGGAACACGCCCGGAGGCGAGCAGAGGAUGGUUGUGUGGUUCUUUGCUCACUCCACCAGUCGACUCCGUCUCUGCUGGAGCCAUUCAUUUCGGCGCUGCCAAUCUCCACUCCGGAGGUGGCAUUGACUGCUCUGGCCGCUCUACGGCCCUUCGUUUCCGCCGUCACCUCGUUUAACCCGUCGUACUCUCUACAUUCUGCCCUCUCCGCUUCCUACACAUUGACACUUCAGGGGACCGUCGUCGGUCUUUCUCUGGCCCUGUCGACCUCCGGCAUCAAUGUGCGCAAGGGUCUCCUCGAGAUCCCCAAAGAGUCGGGCUUCCGUGCAUUCGAUGCUUUCUAUUACCUUCUGACAUCUGCUUCCACCCCCGCUGAGCGCGAAUUCUUGGAUCUGCAAGACCCCUCGGCCUAUGCCCUCCUCAACCGAUCCGGGACUUACUCACCUCCGUCUUAUCUGCCCACCGCCGAUGAUACAGCUUCGGCUGAGGAUUUUAGAGCCCACUUGAAGGCUAUUGGCAUAAGAGGAGCUACUCACCGAGGUUUGCUCACCGUUCUUGCAGGCCUGCUCAAGCUCGGUAAUGCAACUGGAUUGGAGGUUGACCAGGAAGAGCUGGAGGAAGUCUGUGAAGAUGUAGGCGGUCUUUCGGGCGUGGAUCCUGAGGUUCUAUUGCACAAAUGUUCCACCGACGAGCGUGAGGUCCUGAUUGCCGGGAUCUACGAAGCUCUCGUAGACUGGGUCAUCAGCAAAGCGAACGAAGCCAUUACAGCUGACAUCCAAAGUGCGAUCGAGAAUGACUCCAGCAAUGGCGGUGCAGGCGCGGCUCAUGUCGUCAACGAAGACACGGUCACCCUGACUGUGAUUGACAUCCCGCGCCCAGCUCUGGGCAAAGCGAUCGCAAUGAGAGGCGUGUUUGACGAUGAUCUUGGCCUGAAUGCUGAAAUGAAGGAAGAUGGAAUCACCAUUCCACCCGUCGGCCAGUCCGUCGUCACCGAAAUGAACACGGCGGUAACACAAGUCGAGGCUGAUCUCGGUGGCACGACCAGCCCCGCUGGGCGGGAGCGUGAACACGAACUCGACCGGCGCCAAGGAGUGUUGGAGAAGGUCGGAGUGGAGGCUGAGGCGGAUUCCUUCUUGCGGCAGCUCUUGUUCCCGGUCGAGACGGAGGGUAUUUCUCUCGGCAAGCGUGGACGCUUCGACCUUCCCACCACUCUCGGUAGCAGCCGUGUCUGGUACCACCUCUCCAUCCACCCAACUGAUGACCUGCCCGGUCAGCUCAAUAUCUCCUCUGCAGCCUGGUCCGCUGGUGCCGUGUCGCGCCAGUUGCGGGAUUGGCGACUUCCCGAGUGGGCCAACCGCCGUCUUAAGCAACUCGAUUUCACUGCUGAUUUCGACGUCGAGGAGUUUGUGGCUCGCUACGAACGACUUGGCUGCACUGAAGGCCAGGAUGGUGUCGAAAACUGGAUCCUUGAGAGAGGCUGGAGUAACGGCGACGCCGUCGUUGGCCACCAGCGAAUCUGGAUGAGGGAGGGUGCAUGGUGGGAGGCGGAGUCCAUGCUCGAUCUGAAGCCGGCUGAAGCUCUUCAAAAUCCUUUCGGCUAUGGUGCUGCCGUGUACGAGCCCGGCCUCACACCAGACGGCUAUCCUGUCGGCGAGGGCACGAACCUACUUGGCAGCCAGAACGAUUUGAUCAUGCAACAAUCAGUGAUGGCUCCAAGUGUCAUGGGAGGUGCCAAGUCAAUUGCUCCCAGUGCCCCGUACACCCAUGCUGCCAAUCCUGGUGACUAUGGUCUUGGCCACAAAGGCGACGACAACAAAGGAGAUAUUGCCUACUACGACGACUACGGCCGAUACAUUGGCGACCUCGAUCCUGAAUUUGGUGACCCGAAGCACAUUGAGAAGAAGAAUAUCACCUUUGGUCGUCGGAUGUGGACUGCUCUUGUCUGGGCUCUUACCUUCUGGAUCCCAUCCUUCUUGCUCCGCUAUGUUGGUCGCAUGAAGCGCCCAGAUGUGCGGAUGGCGUGGAGAGAGAAAGUUGUCUUGGUUUUCUUGAUCUUGAUCUUCAAUGGGGUUGUCUGCUUCUAUAUUAUGGCCUUCGGUGAUCUCCUAUGUCCCAACAAGGACAAGGUGUGGAAUAAUAAGGAGGUCAGCUGGCAUACCCAAGAUAACAACUUCUUCGUCAGUAUCCACGGCCGGGUGUACGACAUUUCCAAAUUCUGGCGGAAGCAACACAGUGACGACGGCACCGACACGACUAGUUCCAACAUGAAGCCGUUUGCUGGCUUGAACAUGGACGCUUAUUUCCCUCCGCCUCUCACUGUGUACUGCUCCGACUUUGUCACGAAAGAUUACGUUAAUUUGCAGAAUAACGACACCACUGCCGUCUCGGAUCCCACCGCCGUGCACAAUUCUGGACCGUACCUUGAACCAAACCCGAAUACCGCCUUGCACAAAAUCACUUGGUAUCAGAACAUAUUCCUGCCUAGUAUUUCUGAAUACUACAAAGGCGAGCUGGUUUGGACGAGAGAUACCGUUCAGAACCAAGCCAACAAUGACCAACGCUACUGGGUCAUUAACGAUCAAAAGAUCUACGAUCUCACAAACUACUUCUACACUGCCAAUUUGAUGAACAAUGAAGACCCCUACACUUGGUUGCCAAGCUCCGUGACCAAGCUCUUCAAGGACAACAUGGGAACUGAUGUGACGGACAUAUGGCCGGAUACGGAAGAUUUCAGGAAAGCCCAGACGUGUCUGGACUAUGUCUUCUACAAAGGCAAGGUUGACUUCAGAGACAGCCCUAGGUGCACGGUGAACAACUGGAUUCUUUUGUCUUUCACUAUCCUGAUUUGCAGCGUUAUCCUUAUCAAGUUUUUGGCGGCUCUGCAAUUAGGUUCCAAACGCCGACCGGCACCCCAGGACAAGUUCGUCAUCUGCAUGGUCCCCGCUUACACCGAAGGCGAGGAUUCCCUGCGGAAGGGCCUUGACUCGCUCACUGCCUUGCAGUAUGACAACAAGAGAAAGUUGAUUUUCGUGAUCUGUGAUGGUAUGAUUGUUGGUGGUGGAAAUGACCGGCCGACCCCUAAGAUCGUCCUUGAUAUCCUCGGCGUGGACCCCAAGAUGGAUCCGCCUGCGCUGCCUUUCAAAUCUGUUGGCCAGGGCAGUGACCAGCUCAACUACGCCAAGGUUUACUCUGGUCUGUACGAGUACGAGGGCAAUGUUGUGCCCUAUAUCGUGGUGGUCAAGGUCGGCAAAGAGUCUGAACAGAGAAAAUCGAAGCCCGGUAACCGUGGCAAGCGAGACUCGCAAGUGCUUCUGAUGCAUUUCUUGAACCGAGUUCACCACCGUGGCCCGAUGUCACCCAUGGAACUCGAGAUCUUCCACCAGAUCAACAACGUCAUUGGUGUGGACCCGGAGCUCUAUGAGUACUGCUUCAUGGUCGAUGCCGAUACCAGCGUCAAAGAAGAUUCGUUGAACCGUUUAGUGGCAGCCUGUGCCGCCGAUGCUAAGAUUGCCGGAAUUUGUGGUGAAACCAGCCUUCAGAACGAGGAACGCAGCUGGUGGACCAUGAUCCAGGUGUACGAAUAUUACAUCUCCCAUCACUUGUCCAAAGCAUUCGAGUCACUCUUUGGUAGCGUUACUUGUCUGCCUGGAUGUUUUACCAUGUAUCGUCUUCGAACCGCGGACAAGGGCCGGCCUUUGAUCAUUUCAGACAAGGUCGUUCAGGAAUACGCAGACAACGAUGUCGACACUCUCCACAAGAAAAACUUGUUGUCUUUGGGUGAGGACCGAUUCUUGACGACCCUCAUGACCAAGCACUUCCCUACCAUGCGAUACAAGUUCAUUCCCGACGCCUACGCAAGCACAGCUGCCCCUGAGACCUGGGGUGUGCUCAUGUCUCAGCGACGUCGUUGGAUUAACUCGACCCUCCACAACUUGGUGGAGCUGGCGGCUCUCAAGGAUCUCUGCGGUUUCUGCUGCUUCAGUAUGCGCUUUGUCGUGCUUGUAGAUCUUAUGGGAACAGUCAUUCUGCCUGCUACGUGUGUCUACUUGGGAUAUCUGCUCUACCGUGUCGGUAGUCACACCGGUCCAUUCCCAUUGAUUUCGAUCAUCAUGCUUGCGGCUAUCUACGGUCUUCAGGCGAUCAUCUUCCUCUUCAAACGCCAGUGGCAGCACAUCGGAUGGAUGAUUAUCUACCUCCUGGCGUUCCCCAUCUACAGUUUUGUCCUGCCGCUGUACUCGUUCUGGAAGCAGGAUGAUUUCACGUGGGGUAGCACCCGCGUGGUUAUCGGCGAGAAAGGUGAUAAGCGUGUCAUUGCGGUGGAGGAUGAGACCUUCGAUCCUCGCAGCAUUCCUUUGCAGCGUUGGGACGACUACGCCCUAGCCAACAACCUUCCUGGCCGCCGCGGUGAACUUACCGGCUGCCAAGAGAAGGUCCACUACACUGGUGGCUACAUGGAUGACAUGGCCAUGGAGAUGGACGAUAUGCACUCGCAGUAUUCGUCAGUCAAGCCAGCCUCGACCAUUUUGACCGGCUUCCCCGGCCAAGGACGUCACGCUGGUCCGUACAUACCUCCGCAGUCACCGGCUCCCUUCGUCGGUGGCAACGUGCCCGGUAACCGCAACUCCCACAUGUCCAACUUUUCCCGCUACACCGACCUCCCUCAGAUGAGCGGUGGCCACCCUGCUCCGGCUUCUCGGCCCAUGUCCGUUGCCAACCUGGGCGGUUACCAGGAUCACCCAGGCCACCAAAGCCGUCACAGUCUUGGUGUGGUGAGCACUGAUAACCUCCUCGCCUCACGCUCUCGCAGCCCACUGGCCCAGUACCCUCCUUCCCGACCCGCUAGCACCGCAUUUGACUUCCGUGCUGCCAGUGGAAGUGGACCCGAUGAGGGGUCCAUUACCGAGGCCAUUCGUGGAUGCCUGGCAGAGGUUGACCUCGACACAGUUACCAAAAAGCAGGUCCGCGUCCUCGUCGAACAACGCCUCCAAACCUCGAUCACCGGCGAGAAGCGAGCCUUCUUGGACCGCCAGAUUGACCACGAACUGGCCAAUAUGUGA
Molecule: messenger RNA, 5429 nt
Organism: Penicillium cinerascens
Lineage: Eukaryota; Fungi; Ascomycota; Eurotiomycetes; Eurotiales; Aspergillaceae
Gene: csmB
Product: putative chitin synthase
Exons: 4
Coding region: 120-5429 (1769 amino acids)
Cellular component (GO): myosin complex; cell periphery; cell septum
Molecular function (GO): cytoskeletal motor activity; ATP binding; chitin synthase activity
Source: RefSeq, a predicted model, not a curated record